AAAAUUAUUAAUUUUCAGCCAUCCCAUGUGGAUUGUGGAGGAGCUGGAGGAGAGAAUAAAAUAACAAUAAACUGGAUGUGUUAUAACUAGAAAUGGGCAAAGCUAAAAGAAUUAAACCAUCAAAAAUGGUAAAUAAAGUGCCACUAGAACAGGAUAUAUGUGACACUAAAUUUGCAAAAGCUAAAAGUAGGAUAAAAGUGCGGGCACGUAAGGAUGAAGAUGAAGAGUAUGUAGAUUCCAAUUUGUCAAGAAAAAUUUUAUCAGCGGCAAGAGAACAACAGCGAGACUUAGAAGAAAAUGUUACAACUCCAGCCAAUUCACAAGCAUCAACAAAACAUUUUAGAUUGGACGACGGAUCGAAAAGCGACUCUGAAAGUGACUCAGAUGGUGAAGAUAACUUAGAUUCAAACACUUUUUAUGAGGAUAUUGAAGUAAACGAAGACGAUGAAAAAGCUAUAGAAAUGUUUAUGAGUAAAAACCCUUUACCAAGACGUACUUUAGCCGAUAUUAUUAUGGAGAAAAUAACUGAAAAACAAACAGAGUUAGAUGCUCAUUUUAGUGAUGCAGGUACAUUACAAGUCCAAGAUUUAGACCCACGCGUAAAAACUAUGUAUGAAGGUGUCAGAGAUGUGUUGAGAAAAUAUAGAAGUGGAAAAAUUCCAAAAGCCUUUAAAAUUAUACCAAGUUUGAGAAACUGGGAACAGAUUUUGUAUAUUACAGAUCCUCCAAGUUGGUCAGCAGCUGCCAUGUAUCAAGGAACGAGAAUUUUUGCCUCAAAUUUGAAAGACAAAAUGGCUCAAAGGUUUUUUAACUUGGUACUCUUACCGCGUAUCCGAGAUGAUAUAUCUGAAUAUAAAAGGCUUAAUUUUCAUUUAUAUCAAGCUUUGAGAAAAGCACUUUAUAAGCCUGGUGGUUUUAUGAAAGGUAUCCUUUUGCCAUUGUUAGAGAGUGGAAACUGUACAUUAAGAGAAGCAAUCAUAGUUGGAUCUGUUAUAGCCAAAAACUCUAUUCCCAUGUUACAUUCUUCAGCUGCUCUAUUAAAAAUAGCCGAAAUGGACUACACAGGAGCUAACUCUAUAUUCUUGAGAAUAUUUUUAGAUAAAAAAUACGCUUUGCCAUAUAGGGUUGUAGAUUCCCUAGUAUUUCAUUUCUUGAGGUUUCAAAGAGAUCAAAGAGAAUUGCCUGUUCUAUGGCACCAAGCGUUCUUAACAUUUGUACAGAGGUAUAAAGCAGAUAUUUCGACUGAACAAAGAGAUGCUUUGUUAGAAUUACUGAAGAAACAAGUUCACCAGACAAUAACACCAGAAAUAAGGAGGGAGCUUCAAAAUGCUAGAUGUAGAGAUAUGGAAGAUGCAGAGCCAAAAAUGGACUUCGAUUAAAUUCACAUUUAUUUAUAAGGAAAUUAAAUGUUGUUUAUAAUAUCUCUAGACUUUUACUAAAUAACCUGAUACAUAUUAUGUCCAAAUCUAAACAAAUAAAAUAAAUGGGUACUUUUUUACUUUUA
Sitophilus oryzae (rice weevil) is the source of this 1504-nucleotide messenger RNA. RefSeq names its product bystin. The record is from RefSeq and is a predicted model, not a curated record. The transcript has 7 exons. The coding region runs from base 93 to 1379 and encodes 428 amino acids. NCBI's taxonomy places the organism in Eukaryota, Metazoa, Arthropoda, Insecta, Coleoptera, Curculionidae. Gene Ontology annotation, cellular component: nucleolus; preribosome, small subunit precursor; cytoplasm. Gene Ontology annotation, molecular function: snoRNA binding. Gene Ontology annotation, biological process: rRNA processing.